Penicillium verhagenii is the source of this 2508-nucleotide messenger RNA. RefSeq names its product putative differentiation regulator (Nrd1). NCBI's taxonomy places the organism in Eukaryota, Fungi, Ascomycota, Eurotiomycetes, Eurotiales, Aspergillaceae. Gene Ontology annotation, cellular component: cytoplasmic stress granule. The record is from RefSeq and is a predicted model, not a curated record. The transcript has a single exon. Gene Ontology annotation, molecular function: mRNA binding. Gene Ontology annotation, biological process: mRNA splicing, via spliceosome. The coding region runs from base 1 to 2508 and encodes 835 amino acids.
AUGCAAACCUCGGAUGCAUCGAGCAUCCCGAACAGUUCGCGUCUGAUCCCGCCUUCCAAAUACAACUUGAACGGUGACACCGGUUUCUCCCACGGCGCUUAUCACUCCAACCAUAAUACCCAAGGUUUCUCUAACCGCUCGCGUCGCGCCAAUAUCCCUGCUAUAAAUACUGCCGCCGGCCAACCCGCCGAUAUGAAUUCCGGCUUCGAUAUGAACUUCACCCCUCUCCUGCCAUCGCAGUUACUCGUUGGCAGUCCCUUCCAGCCUGGAACCCCAUCCGCCUUCGCGUCCCCCCAGUUUGCGAAUUUCGGUGGCUUCCCACAAGUCAAUGCCAACGGACACAAUCAAAAUUCCCAUCUGGGUAGCCCGACCCAAGGGAUGCAGAACCACGGUCUGUACGGCGGGAUGAUGUCGGAUGGUUUGGGCGCGCCCCAACUGAUGAGCCCCCAGUCGCCGAUUAACGGCAUGGGUGGAUUCGGUAAUGCGGCCCUUGGUCCUGCGUCAUCAGUCUCGCCGGGAAUUAUCUCGGGAACCAGUCGCACCGUGUAUUUGGGAAACAUCCCCGCUGAAACAAGCGCCGAGGAAAUCCUGAAUCACGUGCGCAGCGGACAAAUCGAGUCGGUGCGUCUUCUCCCCGAUAAGAACUGCGCUUUCAUCUCUUUCUUGGAUAGCAGCUCCGCAACCCACUUCCACUCAGAUGCCAUCUUGAAGAAGCUGGCCAUCAAGGGAAAUGAUAUCAAGGUAGGCUGGGGCAAGCCUUCGCAGGUCCCAACCUCCGUUGCGUUGGCCGUCCAGCAGUCUGGUGCCUCCCGCAAUGUUUACCUUGGAAACCUGCCGGAGGAGACUGUGGAGGAUGACUUGCGUGAGGAAUUAGGCAAGUUUGGUCCCAUUGACACUGUCAAGAUUGUCAAGGAAAAGGCAAUUGGUUUUGUCCAUUUCCUCUCGAUUAGUCAUGCUAUGAAGGCUGUGGCUCAACUCCCCCAGGAGCCACAAUGGCAGGCCCCCAAGCGCGUCUUCUACGGCAAGGACCGUUGCGCAUAUGUCUCCAAGACACAGCAGCAAAAUGCCGCACAGUUCUUGGGAAUUGCACCAGGUUACGCUCACGUCCUAAACUCUGCUGACCGCGACUUAAUUUCGAAUGCGCUCGCUCAACAGUCCGUUGCAGCAGCCGCGGUAGCCACCACCGCGGGCGGCGUCAGCAACCUGGGCAACCGAACAAUUUACCUCGGAAACAUCCACCCGGAAACUACCAUUGAGGAGAUUUGCAAUGUGGUCCGGGGAGGUCUCCUCCACCAUAUACGUUAUAUCCCCGAUAAGCACAUCUGCUUUGUGACCUUCAUUGAUCCUACCUCCGCUGCCUCCUUCUACGCCCUCAGCAACCUGCAGGGUCUCAUGAUCCACAACCGACGAUUGAAGAUUGGUUGGGGUAAGCACUCCGGUCCACUCCCACCGGCGAUUGCACUGGCAGUCAGCGGUGGCGCAUCCCGAAAUGUGUACAUUGGAAACUUGGAUGAGACAUGGCCAGAGGACCGUCUCCGCCAGGACUUUAUGGAAUACGGCGAGAUUGAAUUGGUCAACACCUUGCGGGAGAAGAGCUGUGCAUUCGUCAACUUUACCAACAUCGCCAACGCCAUCAAGGCUAUCGAGGGCAUGCGCAACCGGGAAGAAUAUAGACGAUUCAAGAUCAACUUUGGCAAGGAUCGCUGUGGUAACCCACCCCGACAGGCUGGCAACCAGGGCCAGAACGGACAGAACCGCAAUGGUUCUGGUCUUGAAGGAGCUCAAUCUCCUCCGGCUAUCAAUGGUUUCCAGCAGAACCUUAGCCAAUCGGGAUCUCAGUCUAGCCCAACCCGCCCUGCUUUGUCCCCUGCGCCUGGCUCCACUGGCUCCAACGGUCAACAACGACACCCUCUGCAGACAGUAUCGUCCCCCUCUGGUGUACUGAAUGUGGGUUCAAACAACCCCCUCACCAUGUACCUCAGCCAGAUGUCUGCCCAACAUGCACAGGACCAAGAGAACCGUCUCCAUGAUCCGAUGGUCUUGGCCGGUCUGCAAGGUCAAUCACAGCAGUCACUAUACAACGGAGUUAGCAACGGCGAUCUCUCUAAUGGACAUAUCGAUACGUCUUUGCACCAACACCAACACCAGCAUCAUCAACACCAGCACCAGCACCAGCACCAACAUAAGCCUUCAGCCAACGGUUACCUGAGUGUGGGUACUGGCUCAUCCGGCCCUGGUCACCAUGCUACUGCCAGCACCAGCAGUCUAAGUGUUCCUCGGGCACAGCACUCCCGGGCUGUGAGUCUACCCUCAUUCUCCCAAGAGCCCUUUGGGCCAGUCUCAGGACAACCGGGUCACAUCCGCACUGGAACACAACACCACCCUCAGAGUAGCUUCUCCGGCUACUCGUCUGGUCUUGGUGGACUGAACCACUCCGGAUUCGGACUGGCUAUCCAAAAUGAAAACUCUCUACCUGGCUGGGCAGAAGAGGAGAUUGGAGCUAAAUAA